This is a messenger RNA of Phragmites australis (common reed), 1842 nucleotides long. Its product is annotated as myb family transcription factor RLI1-like. Gene Ontology annotation, molecular function: DNA-binding transcription factor activity; DNA binding. The transcript is spliced from 8 exons. The record is from RefSeq and is a predicted model, not a curated record. The coding region runs from base 378 to 1679 and encodes 433 amino acids. NCBI's taxonomy places the organism in Eukaryota, Viridiplantae, Streptophyta, Magnoliopsida, Poales, Poaceae.
AUGCAACUAUUCCUUCCUCCUACUUGCAUGCAUUUCCGUGUAUGUUCUUGCUGCUUCCUCCUCCUCCGGUCUGGCGGCUGCAUGCUCGUCGGCUGUUACGCGAUUCCGAAGAUUUUUUGCGUGCGUUCCGGAGGCAUGCACUCACUGCCGUCGAAUUAUUCUCAUCGUGUUGCGCGGCACGCCACCGGGAAUCUAGACCGGUGCAGGAUUCGAUUCUGCAUGCCACUUGAACCCAGCUUCCAAUGGAUGGAAAUGGAACCUUGCAUCGUCCCUAUUUAAGCAUCGCCGCUGAGCUAAUCCCUCCCUCCCCCUCGAAAUCUUGUCUCGAUCCGUUGCCAAAACCUGCUGCUUCAGUUCACAGACUUUGUGAUCACUAGAUGAACACCAAGAAGAUUAAGCUGCACGGCCACCUCUACGGGUCGCCGCCGUGCGACCCGCAGCUGUUUCCCGGCACCGUCGCCGGGCUCUCCUUCCACCCGGGGCUCGUGAGCUCCGCGCCGCAGCAGCAUGGUGGCGCGGGCAGCUGGAUGCCCGAGGAGUACAACCAGACCCCGAGGUCGGUUCUCGCGACGCAGGGCAGCUGCGUCGGCUCAGACACCGCCGCAUUCUUCGCCGCCGAGCACCUGCUCGGCAUCGCACGGUUCGACUACCCUCUGGGAACGACCACGCUCCCGGCGAUGGCAGCGCUCAAGACAGCGCAGUUCAGCCGGUCGACGGAUGCUGAGCAGCUCUACCGGCCCGUCGACCCGCUGCUGCUCCGCGACGGAUCGGUAAGAACGUACUAUGUCCGGCAGCAGCAGCGGGACGCCUCGGAGGCGCCUCCUGCAUUCAAUCUGCCAUUGCAGCAGAAGCAGGAGCGAGUGCAUGGGCUGUUCGGCAACUCUUCCACCGCUGGGCUUCUCGGAGGCGAACCCGAAACCGAUUCGUUUUCAUCUCAUGUAAGUGAAGUUACGGCGAGCACGCUUCUCCCGGUGAUGGAGGCACCGAGCAUGCAAAGCCCGAUGGAGAGCCCGCUAUCCGGGAGUUACAAUAUCGGCGCACCGGCGACCCACACCGGCAACGUCGUCGCCGCGCCUGGGCAAGGCGCGCCGAGCAAGACGCGGAUCCGGUGGACGCAGGACCUCCACGAGCGGUUCGUCGACUGCGUGAACCAGCUCGGCGGCGCGGACAUCUUCUCUUGUUGCUGUGUGACACUUGCAGAGGCGACUCCCAAGGGGAUUCUGAAGCUGAUGAACUCUGAUGGCCUCACCAUCUACCACAUCAAGAGCCACCUUCAGAAAUACCGGAUAGCCAAGUACAUGCCAGUAUCAACACCGGAAGGGAAACAGGAGAAAAGAGCCGCGGGAAACGAGGUCCAGAAUCUCGACCCAAACACUGGAAUGCAAAUCACUGAAGCACUACGCGUCCAGCUCGACGUUCAGAGGCGCCUCCACGAGCAGCUCGAGAUCCAGCGGAACUUGCAGCUGAGGAUCGAGGCGCAGGGCAAGAAGCUGCAGAAGAUGUUCGAAGAGCAGCUCGAGGCGAGCAGGACCGUGAUGGAGCCGCGGGAGGAACUGCAGGGCGUCGGCGCCGCCUGCCGCGGCGUCAUCGAGGAGGAGGACGCGUUCGACGACAUGCAGCUGCAGUCCAUGGCCAGCGGCGGCUACACCGAUGCCUGGUUCCCGUCGAAGAUAAGCUAGCUAAGCGUCGGGGCGUCUCAGCUAGCCUGCUUUGUAAUCGUAGGAUUUGGCAAAUGUUUGUGUAGUUCUCGAUGUAUGAUACGUACAAUGUUGGGGUGGAGUGACUUUAUUUUUGCCAAAUCGAGCUGUCGAUUUUUUUAAUAAAAAAUAUGUAUUGAAACAA